AUGGGUUUUCAAAAUAUUUGGUAUUCACAUCCACGAAAGUAUGGGCAAGGAUCUAGAUCCUGGUCAGUAUUACUAUACUUUAUUAUAUUUUUGUCUGUAGACAAAUGAAUUUAUAUCAUAAAAUAACAAAGAAUGUAUUCCACCGCGUGUCAACAUUUAUUUUUUCAAAACAAAACUAUAUUCUUUCAAUUUUUAGUAUAAAUUAUUUGAAAGUACCAAUUAUUAUAUUAUCAUUAUAGUUCAAAAGAUAAAUUAUUUUAAUUAGAAAAAUUAUUUUCAUUUUUCAAUUAUAACCUCAAUGCAAUGUGUAUUGUGCAUAAUAUACUAGGAAUUUAUUUAUAUAAAUAAUCAUGUUACAUUACUUCACAGACUAGCAUUUAUUUAUAUGAAUAAUCGUUACUUUACAGCCGUGCUUGUGCAAAUAGACACGGAUUGAUUCGCAAAUAUGGUUUAAAUAUUUGUCGACAAUGCUUUAGAGAAUAUGCUGCUGAUAUUGGUUUCAAAAAGAUACCAGGGAAUUUAGGAUUAACAUCAAAAGCAGAGAUACAAAUGAUGUCACCUUUGUGGAAGUUAGCUGCAAAUGCAGGUCCAUUUGUUAAAAUUGCUGCUUUGAGUGGUGCUGCAGCUGUAACACUUGGGGCUUAUGGUUCUCAUAAAUUGUCAGAAAAAGAUAAAAAGCAAGUAUUUGAAACUGCAAGCCGUUAUCAUUUUAUUCAUACAUUAGCAAUGCUGGGAUUACCUUUUUGUAGAGCACGUUACUUGGCUGCGACGUUUUUAAUUUCUGGAAUAGUACUGUUCUGUGGAACUUGUUAUUAUUCUGCAUUUACUGGCGAUAAAAAAUAUAAUAAACUAACACCAAUAGGUGGAAUGUGUUUCAUAGUAGGAUGGUUAAGCAUGUGUGUUUAAGAUGUCAAGAAAUAUGGAAAUAUUACAAUGUAUGUGAAGAAGUUAAUAUAAGUAAAAAAUUUUUAACUAUUGUAUACAAAAAAUAGCUAUGUAAAUAUUAAUUAUACUUUGAAAUAAACUAUUUCUUUAUAAAUUAAAAUCAUUUUUAAUAUUACGAGUACUACUUACGAAAUAUUGUUGAUUAGAUAAAAUAUUUUGUGAUGAAGCAACAUUUGUAUUUUCACUUAUUGAAAACUGCUAAAGAAAUAUGUGAUUUAAAUAAAAGUAAAACUUGUUUAUAUACUAACGAAUUGAUGUAAACAUAAUUUUUUUUUAUAUUACUGAUAUAAGUUUAAAUGACAUUAUUCUAUACUAUUGUACAUUAUAUUCCUAAAUUGUAGUUUGCAUACUUUAUGAAUGACUCUGUAUUAUAUAUACGUAACCAGUUAAUUAUAAUUAUAUAAUUUAUAAUAUAUUAUAAUUAUAUUAUUAUUAUAUAAUUUAUAAUAUAUUAUAAUUAAUUAUAAUUAUAUAAUUUAUAAUAUAUUAUAAUUAUAUAAAUUAUAAUUAUAUAAUUCAUUGUUACUUGUCUUAGAAAUGUAAUGUAAAAAUAUAACAUGUUUUACGUUUUAUCAUAAAGUACGUAAAAAUUAUGAAGUGUGUUAUGAAGUAUAAGAAGUAUACUUCAUAAAAAUUAUGAAAUAUAUAUCAGGUUGUGAUUAAAUAAAUUUUAUAAUUAUGUUAGAAAAAAAAAAUCACGAGACAAUCAUUUCAAAAAUUAA
Molecule: messenger RNA, 1667 nt
Organism: Heterotrigona itama
Lineage: Eukaryota; Metazoa; Arthropoda; Insecta; Hymenoptera; Apidae
Source: the annotation of a GenBank genome assembly